Pseudogymnoascus verrucosus is the source of this 1851-nucleotide messenger RNA. RefSeq lists its product as uncharacterized. Lineage: Eukaryota; Fungi; Ascomycota; Leotiomycetes; Thelebolales; Thelebolaceae. The transcript is spliced from 5 exons. The record is from RefSeq and is a predicted model, not a curated record. Bases 175 to 1707 code for a protein of 510 amino acids. Gene Ontology annotation, molecular function: zinc ion binding; DNA-binding transcription factor activity, RNA polymerase II-specific. Gene Ontology annotation, biological process: regulation of DNA-templated transcription.
CUCGGCGUAAAUCCAGCAGCGGACUCUAAUACUCUUCCACGCGGUCACCUAGCCUCCGACCCCGCUGUCUAACUUCCCCACGAUAUUUCUUUCCGCCGACCUACAGCCGGCCCACUAUAUAACUCCGAGGAUUUUCCUCGCUGCUUCUCAUCAAUUUUGCUCCCCCACCGACCAAUGGAGCGUGUUUCAACCCUUUCAACCCCAGAUACCCCGACCCACGAGGUGGUCGUGCGGAGAACACGCUCGAGCAACGCAUGCGAUGCUUGCCGUGCUCGGAAAACAAAGUGCAUUUACGAAGGCGCGGUAUGUCGAACAUGUCAUGUGCUAAUGAUAUCAUGUACUCAAGACAGACCACGGAAGCGAAGGGGACCUUUGAACCAGUUCGUAGCAGCCCAAAGGAGGAGCCCCGCAAUUGAGAACCUAGCCAACGUACCCGGCCUGGAUUCAAGCAACUCUGUUUCCCCAGUCGCCGCAACGGCCGCAACAGUUGUGUACGGCAUACAUCGCCUCGCACCUCUUCCUGUGAUCGAGCAGAUCGUGCACAGUUGGUUCGAGCAGAUCCAUUCCGUUGCACCAUUCUUGCAUCGUAGGGCAUUCCUAACCCGGCUCAGAAGUACGGAAGCCACGCAAGAUGGAACGUUCGCGGCGCUAGUGGUGUCCCUGUGCGCUGCCACAAUUGCCAGCCUUAGACGCAAAAGCUCGCAAGACUACGGCACGCUGGUUAAUCCGGAAAGAUGUUGGGAGGUGAUUGAUGAGAUGAACAUGCACCAGAUGCCAAGGAGACAUUUUACCCUUGAGUGGUGCCAGAUGAAGUACAACCUAAGCGUGUCAAAUCAUCUAAUCAAUGACGCCCAGUGCUUCACGAGCAUGUCCGAGGCCGUGAUCGGCAUCAAGUAUCUCAUACACUACGAAAUGCCUAAUAUGACCUCGGCUUCUCAAGAAUUGCUCAAGCGGCUUUACUGGCUAGUCUUUGCGGCAGGAUGCUCUGCUGACCUAAAGGGCUUCCCAUACGUGGGUCUCUUGACCCCUCAAGACAACAUCAGUGCCCUGAAGCCGCUCGAGCUCUCUGACGACGAACUCGACCCAAGUCAGAAUCCAGAUCCGUAUGGCCCGUGGCACGGUAAUGACAGGUCCUAUGUUCCUGGACUGAACUAUCUUUCCAAGCUCUUCCUCCUUUGGAAUCAAAGCCAGCAGGAAUCGCCACCUUCCAUUGCUGGUCUGCAGCACUACAUGAAUCUAAUUAAGCGUGCGCUCGACUACCUGCCCCCGGAGUUGAUUUGGCGGGGAGGCCUUUCUCGACCUCCACAGAGUAAUUUCGGUACAUGUGUCCAGACGGCAAAUCUGUACAUCACUCAACUACAUAUCCAGUCAAACAUACUUGAACAAAUUAUCCACCUUGUCGGCAGUUCUGUUGUACAAGAGACAACCCUUAGUUUGAUCACAGACCGAAAGUCUAUCGUUGAAGACCUCCUCGAAAUCCUGUACUACAUGCCACAAGAGACGUUGGAGGCGAAUGGGAGUUCUUUGAUUCCAAAGAUCAGGGAUAUUGGAACUGCUUUGUUUGAUGAUAUUAGGACGGGGGGGGAAGGGCAGAGCCUGAGUAAAAAGGCGAGUGAUAAUUUGAAGAGGCUACUUACGAAGUUGGAGAAUUUAGAUGCGCAAAGUCAAUUCUACUUGGAGAUGCAACCACUCUCAGCAAUUACAUAAAAAGGAAUUAGAUAGUUGAUAAUCAAGUCUUACUCCAACCUUGAGCGAAGCGAAAGGUUGAUCACGACGAUUAUGCCCAAGCAUGAAUGUAUUGAUCGCGAUAAAGAAGUUCAGUAAUCAUCCUUAUCCUCUUCAACAUCAUAG